Papilio machaon (common yellow swallowtail) is the source of this 1199-nucleotide messenger RNA. RefSeq names its product RDS/peripherin-like protein xRDS35. Bases 88 to 1113 code for a protein of 341 amino acids. The record is from RefSeq and is a predicted model, not a curated record. Lineage: Eukaryota; Metazoa; Arthropoda; Insecta; Lepidoptera; Papilionidae. The transcript has 10 exons. Gene Ontology annotation, cellular component: membrane.
GCAGUUCACUGCAAUUAAUUUCAUUGAGGCAGAUCUUUCUAAAUGGAAUAUUUGAGAGGCAGCUAGCAUGGGCCGGGGCGCGCUGGCAUGGCUUGGGGCGCGUUCUCAUUCAGUCGCGAGGGGCGCGCGCGGCUGGCGGCUGUAUUGCGCGCGCUGCUCAUCGUGCAGCUGGUCAUCUCGCUGCUGGUCGUGCUGCUAUGUUACAACGCCUCCUUCCGCGUCAUGUCGCUGCUCAAGCAGGUGCAUCGUCUAACAGUGUACUUGUUCUACGGUCUGAUCGUGGUGCACGCGUACUGCAUGAAGCUGCAGUAUACUAGCGGGCUGCGGCUCAUCUCGUGGCUGCUCAAGUGCCCGCACUGGCCGCGCGCCGCACUCGCCGCACGCACAUGGCUCAUUAGUGGCACUCUCGUCGCCUUCAACGGUUUGCUCGUCUACGCCGCCUGCAGAGGCACUCUCAAGGCGCUAAUGAAAGAAUUAUCCUCAUCACUUCGCAUUGGAAUAGCGCAGUACCUCACGGAGCCGACCUGGAAGCAUCUCAUGGACACUAUGCAGAUAGAGUUAAGCUGCUGCGGUGUAGAGCGGCCCAACGACUGGCACGAGAUACCCUGGAUAAACCUCGACUUCCUCAACGAGGAGUCCCUCGUCGUUAUGAAACUGGCGGGCACGGACGGCAAGAUCCUGCCGCCGGUGUCGCCGUACUCGUGCUGCACGCCGCGUGUCCUCGCCGCCUGCUACCACGACCCCCUGCAGCAGGUGGAGUGGCGCGGCGCGUGGGCGGCGGGAUCUCCGCUGCCGAGCGCGUCGCUGCACACGCGAGGCUGUGCGGAGGCCAUCCGGGCGCCGCUCGCACGCGCCUUGCUCGGACUGCAGGUCUUCAACGUGCUCGUGCUAUUGCUACAGUUCAUCAUAGUGAUUCUGGCGCAGCUGUUGCGGACGAGCGCGAUAGAAGCGGUGCUGAGCGGCGACUUCGACGGCCCAGGCCGCGGCUGGCUGCUGGGCACGCUCGGACCUACCGAACGCGCUUCCCUAAUAACGAAAGCGGAGGCGUACGUUAGUGCGCGCGCAGAGAUCUCGUACCGCCGCGUGCCGCGCACAUACGCGCACUACAACUAGCAAUAAUCAACGGAUCAGAUCGAUUUAUUUCAACAAGUUUGUAAAUAUUAUUUAUAUAAACGGGUGAUGAGGUUAAAGGUAAUAAA